CCAGAAAUAUUAUUGUUUUCCUGUGACAAAAACAUUACAGUCAGUCUAUAAGAAAUCUGUCAAACGUUGCAAAUUUGAAUAAUUAUCGAUGGAGAUAAUAAAUAUAUUGCUAUUGUGUCUGACAACUCAUACAGUGUGGUCUGGUCUUGGGAUACGAAAAACUCUACGGAAGAAUUAUGAUAAAUUACGGAAAAGAAUUAACGAAGUCACCGGUGGAAAGAAAGGAGAUGAAAUGUUUUUGGAUGUAAAUGAUUUUGAAUACCCUGGCAGUAAUGAGACUCAACGUCAAAUACACCGUGAACGAUGGGAUGAAUAUUAUAAGUGUUUAAAAAAUAAAUAUGCGAAUUUGGGUGCUGAAAAGACAAUGUUUCCCAGGGCAGUGGCGGUACUUGAAGGAACUGCUGUCAUAUUAGAGUGUCAGAUCUGCAUAUCACCAAUAAUAAUAAAUCUGGAUAAAUCAACCUCAUGGUAUUUUGAUCCUAAUAAUUUUAAUAUGGUCAUAUCGACUUCCGAAAGUAUGGAACCAAUUGAGACAACAGAACACAUAAUCAUUUCAUCAGAUGAUGCUGGCUUAAACAUGUAUAAUAUUAGGUCCUAUCAGUCUGGUUCUUAUUGGUGUGAGUUAGAGGGUACUGUUGAUGCUCCCUAUUACUUACAUGUUGAUAAUGGUACGGAACCAGUACACACUGUACACAAAUUUGAGGAAAUAGCACCUGCAGUGGUACUGCCAGAUUAUAACAUUAAAAUAUACUCGACAUGGACAUCCUGGACAGUGUGCUCUACCUGUGACGUUGUAGGAAAGAAAAUUCGAAGUGGUUACUGUACCAUUUCUUUAUUGGAAAGUACUGCCCAUCGAUAUAUAGCUAAUGAGAGUAUACCAGGAUUGCGAAAUCAACGUGACGUAGCUUCAACCUCAGUUGAUCAAGAGAGAAUUUCUCAAAUAAAUAGAAUUUUGCCAAUAUUUGAGAAUAAAUUGCCGUGCAGGUCAAGAUAUACACCAAGUAUUAUUCAGGAUAUACCUGCGAUUAAGAAACGCAAAACAGAAAUUCACAUGAGAUUUUGUAAGCCUAGCUGUCCGAGAAAUGUUGUAUUUGAGGUCCGCGAUCGAUCAGGGCACGUCUUGGAGAGUGCAAAUAAUAGUGCUGGUAUAUACUCUGUGCUGCAGGGUUUACCGGAAGCUCCACCAUCCGUGGAGCGAAUUACAAUUUACCGGAAGCAUGACACUAAAACUAUUCUUGAAUGUCCAGGAAAUCUGAACAGCAAUGCUCCUGUAAUUUGGAAAAUUCGCGAUAAAUUUAUGAAACCAUCUACGAUGAGAGAACUAUCCAAAGGGAGAAUCAGUAUAGAUGUCCGUGACCGAAUAAUUUUUGAAAAACUACGUUUUUCAGAUGCAAAUAUUUACAGUUGCUGGCAAAAUGGAGAACUAGCCGGUACUAUCAGGCUCGAGGUCGCUCAGGAAAUGGAAAUAAAAUUUGAUCAUCGUCUUUUCAUGAUCGGCAGCGUAGCAAUACUCGGAGUAUUCGUAUUUGUAUUUUGGAAGGCAUUUAAAGGUCGUAAGCGUAUUAGAAGCAAACGAUAAAAGAUCAAUAUAUGUAUUUUCA
Messenger RNA from Cephus cinctus (wheat stem sawfly), 1601 nucleotides. RefSeq lists its product as uncharacterized. NCBI's taxonomy places the organism in Eukaryota, Metazoa, Arthropoda, Insecta, Hymenoptera, Cephidae. The transcript has 8 exons. Bases 89 to 1579 code for a protein of 496 amino acids. The record is from RefSeq and is a predicted model, not a curated record.